GUGCUACAAUAAGUUGCUAUUUUGGCAUUUUCUUUUAAUUAUUUAAUUCAAUUGGCGAAAAUUACAUUUUUUGUUUGUUUGCAUUUUGUUUAGGGGGGCUAGAACUGUGCCAUAACAUCCUAGAGGAACAAUUACUAUUAUAUCCGCAGGGUGUGUGGUUUCUUAUUUUUAAGGGACGACUAGAAUUCAUGAAGGGUAAUUUGGAUGAAGCGCAGUAUUGGUACAAAAAAUCAUGGAAAUCACAAAACGUCUGGACACAGUUCCAUCAUCUCAGUUUUUGGGAGUUAUUGUGGGUAAACUGUUUGAAGCUGGACUGGCGGGAGGCGAAAUUGUACGCCAGCUAUUUAGUGGAGCACAGCAAAUGGUCUCGUACGAUUUACUCCUAUCAGCAAGCGGCUGUAAUGCUAAUGAACGAUGAUCUCGACGACAAUGAGCUGGAAACUGUUGAGUCUCUAAUGCAUGAUACACCCAAGUAUAAGCAAAGGAUCGCCGGAAAAUCACUACCUAUGGAGAAAUUCAUUUGUAAGAAGGUGGCGCGAUAUUUUGCGCAAAAUCAUUACCUCUGUCUUCCAGCUGUUGAGCUGAUGUUUGUCUGGAACGCAUUCAAAGUGCUUAGCAAAAAUUAUCAGCUAGCUGACGCUCAAUGCUCAAGCAUUGUGUUUUUUAUUACGUGGCGCUUGCUAUCGACAAAUGAAGCAGCCAUUCCUCGCAUUGCAAGAUCUUGAAGCGUGCAUAAACUUGCAAAGUCAAAUCAAAGAAGACACAUAUUUGAUGGCCUACGCCUGCGUGGAAUCGGGACUGGUGCAUGCAGACGAACAAAAUUAUGAAUUGGCUAUCACCACAAUUGAGGAAGCGAAG
Molecule: messenger RNA, 858 nt
Organism: Zeugodacus cucurbitae (melon fly)
Lineage: Eukaryota; Metazoa; Arthropoda; Insecta; Diptera; Tephritidae
Product: tetratricopeptide repeat protein 39A-like
Exons: 3
Coding region: 189-725 (178 amino acids)
Source: RefSeq, a predicted model, not a curated record